CACAAAUCCACUCCACGUGUUUGGUGAUUCGCAGCCACCACCUUUUGUCUCAAGGGGGCUCUUGAGAUCCUGCUGCGGCAACGUCACUCUUCAGGUUUGUGAGACCAGGCCUCCAGCUGCUUAAGGUAGGACCCAGCUGGGCCCUCAAGAUGCCAAAACGAGGGAAGAAGAAGGGAGAAGAUGAAGCUCUUCCAGAGGAGAAAGAAGUGGCAGAGCCGGAGCCCAAAAAGGGUAAGAAAGUAGGAGCAAAAGCCGAGAAGGAGGCUGACGGUCCUAUCAUGUAUCAGGAUCCUCCCGAUAAACUCACAUCUCCCAGCGGCAAGAAAUACACACUGAAGGUCACUUCCUGGAACGUUGACGGAAUCCGAGCCUGGUUCAAGAAGAAAGGUCUGGAGUGGGUGUGCAAAGAGAACCCCGAUGUCCUGUGCCUCCAGGAAACAAAAUGUGCAGAAAAACAGCUUCCCGCUGAGGUACGGGAUCUUGCCGAAUAUCCCCACAAAUACUGGGCCUGCUCAGAUGAUAAGGAAGGCUACAGUGGCGUCGCCCUGCUCUCCAAAACCAAGCCCAUUGAUGUCACCUUCGGUAUCGGGGAGGAAGAGCACGACAAGGAAGGCCGUGUGAUCACGGCCGAGUUCCCCUCUUAUUUCCUGGUGACGGCCUACGUGCCUAACGCCGGCCGGGGCCUGGUGCGGCUGGAAUACCGCCAGCGCUGGGACGCGGCCUUCCGCUCCUACCUCCAAGGCCUGGCUGCCCAGAAGCCCCUCAUCUUGUGCGGGGACCUCAACGUCGCCCACCAGGAGAUCGACCUGAAGAACCCGAAGGGCAACAAGAAGAACGCCGGCUUCACGCCGGAGGAGCGGGCCGGCUUCACCACCUUGCUGGAGGCGGGCUUCGUCGACAGCUUCCGCCACCUCUACCCGGACACGCCCUACGCCUACACCUUCUGGACCUACAUGAUGAACGCCCGGGCCAAGAACGUGGGCUGGCGGCUCGACUACUUCCUGGUUUCGAAGGACCUCCUGGAAGGUCUCUGUGACAGCAAGAUCCGCUCCGCAGCCCUGGGGAGUGACCACUGCCCCAUCACCCUGUACGUGGCUGCGUGAAAGGCAAGAGUGUUAGCAUUUGGGUGGCUGGCAGCUGUAAUA
This is a messenger RNA of Pogona vitticeps (central bearded dragon), 1145 nucleotides long. RefSeq names its product apurinic/apyrimidinic endodeoxyribonuclease 1 (gene APEX1). NCBI's taxonomy places the organism in Eukaryota, Metazoa, Chordata, Lepidosauria, Squamata, Agamidae. The record is from RefSeq and is a predicted model, not a curated record. Gene Ontology annotation, molecular function: DNA-(apurinic or apyrimidinic site) endonuclease activity; double-stranded DNA 3'-5' DNA exonuclease activity; phosphoric diester hydrolase activity. Gene Ontology annotation, biological process: base-excision repair. Gene Ontology annotation, cellular component: nucleus.